AUGGCCGCGCAGUCGAAGCCCGUCAAUCUUGCCCCAUGGGGCCGCGCCGUCGCAGGCGCUUCAGGUGCUGUUCUGGCGAAUGCUCUUGUCUACCCUCUCGACAUACUACAAGUACAGGUUAAAGCACGGCCAACCAAGGAAACAGGAAAUGUACCCGACGCCGCCGCCGGAGCCGCCGAGCCGCAUUACAGUUCAACAUGGGAUGCCCUUUCAAAGAUUGCUGCAGAAGAUGGCAUUCAAGGCCUGUACGCAGGCAUGAGCGGGUCACUUCUUGGUGUGGGUUCCCCGAACUUUGCCUACUUCUACUGGUAUUCCAUCGUUCGAACAUUCUAUAUCAAAUCAGCCAAAACAACAGCUCCUCCUUCUACCAUCACCGAACUUGCGCUGGGUGCGGUCGCUGGUGCUGUGGCCCAGCUUUGCACAAUACCGGUUGCAGUGGUCACCACAAGACAGCAAACCCAACGCAAGGGCGAACGAAAGGGUUUCUGGGAGACAGGACGAGAAGUUGUCGAGGGCAGUGAUGGCGUCUUCGGCCUGUGGAGGGGCCUCAAGGCUAGCUUGGUGUUGGUAGUGAACCCUGCCAUCACCUAUGGGGCUUAUGAGAGGCUGAAAGAGGUCAUAUUCCCUGGGAAAAGCAGUCUUAAGCCGUGGGAAGCUUUCUUGCUCGGAGCCAUGUCUAAGUCGCUUGCAACAUUGGCUACGCAACCUCUAAUUGUUGCCAAGGUCGGGUUACAAUCUCGUCCACCCCCGGAAAGACAGGGAAAGCCAUUCAGCAGCUUCAUUGAGGUGAUGCAAUUCAUCCUGGAGCGAGAAGGGCCACUUGGUCUGUUCAAGGGCAUUGCGCCUCAGAUACUGAAGGGACUGCUCGUGCAGGGGAUUCUCAUGAUGACCAAGGAACGCAUGGAGUUGAUGUUUGUCUUGUUUUUGCGUUAUCUCAAGACAAUGCGUGCAAAGCAACUCGAAAAGAUCUCACAAAGCGGAGGGCUACUGCAACAGGUUUCGCAAGUCAAGCCUCUGGUUUCCCGAUGAGCAAAUGCCAGCAUGCGCGAAGAAUUGCGGAUUGCGAGGAUAUUGGUUGUGAACACAUACGUAGCUCUGUAAGAUCUGUUCCAUCAAUUAAGCA
This is a messenger RNA of Verticillium alfalfae VaMs.102, 1123 nucleotides long. Its product is annotated as peroxisomal adenine nucleotide transporter 1. The record is from RefSeq and is a predicted model, not a curated record. Bases 1 to 1029 code for a protein of 342 amino acids. Lineage: Eukaryota; Fungi; Ascomycota; Sordariomycetes; Glomerellales; Plectosphaerellaceae. The transcript is spliced from 4 exons.